AUGCCUAAACGAUUCCUGAGGAGAAAUGCAUUUUACCUACCAGCGUUAUUCCUGGGCGGAGCGUCCUUGAGCCACUACUUCGCGUCAAAAGAAUUGGACGAAAUAGAAAAGGAAGCAACAAAAUCCAUUUGGGGGUUUUCAACUGGACUAGUCAUAGGCCUAGUAAUAGGCAUUUGCAUAGGCACAAAUUAUUACUACAUUUUUAACAAAAUAUUUUCGCUCUUUGAUUAUUUCAUGAAGGAUGAUUCGGAAGAAAAGGGUGGAUAA
Messenger RNA from Plasmodium coatneyi, 267 nucleotides. RefSeq lists its product as uncharacterized. Lineage: Eukaryota; Apicomplexa; Aconoidasida; Haemosporida; Plasmodiidae. The coding region runs from base 1 to 267 and encodes 88 amino acids. The transcript has a single exon. The record is from RefSeq and is a predicted model, not a curated record.